AUGUCUUCCAACAACAGUUCUUUGGCUAGUGAAGCCUUAAAAAACAUUAGUAACGAAUUGCCUAAUGUAGCAUCAAUUGAAGAUAUAAGUUCAAAUCCUGCAGUUAUAUUCACCCUAGCUACUACUCUUUUAUUUAUAUAUAUAGGAAUAGUUUUAACCGUUGGAUUUCCUGUUAAUCAAGGGGAUGAGGCAUCGAACGAUGGAUGUAAUAAUUUUCUACUAAUAGAUGAUGAUGAUAAAUACUACGAUGAAACUCAGCAAACCACUGAAGAGUCAGAAAAUAAUCAAUCAAAAGAAAACGAAAAGGAAGAAAAGGAAAAUUCGGACGAAAAUUAA
Plasmodium gonderi is the source of this 336-nucleotide messenger RNA. RefSeq lists its product as hypothetical. The transcript has 2 exons. The record is from RefSeq and is a predicted model, not a curated record. Bases 1 to 336 code for a protein of 111 amino acids. NCBI's taxonomy places the organism in Eukaryota, Apicomplexa, Aconoidasida, Haemosporida, Plasmodiidae.